Messenger RNA from Sarcophilus harrisii (Tasmanian devil), 1781 nucleotides. It is a transcript of the gene RILPL2, whose product is annotated as Rab interacting lysosomal protein like 2. The record is from RefSeq and is a predicted model, not a curated record. The transcript is spliced from 5 exons. Gene Ontology annotation, molecular function: protein dimerization activity. NCBI's taxonomy places the organism in Eukaryota, Metazoa, Chordata, Mammalia, Dasyuromorphia, Dasyuridae. Bases 76 to 657 code for a protein of 193 amino acids.
AACCCUGGGAAGAACCCCUUCCACUUGACUGCCGAGGAUGUCUAUGACAUCUCCUAUGUGGUGGGAAGGGACCUGAUGGCCAUCACCGGGGACUCCAGGGACGUGGCCACCAGGGUGACCCAGCUCCAGUUUAAAAUCGUGAGGAUUCUGGAGAUGCUGGAGGCCCUGGUGAAUGAUUGCAAUGUGACCGUGGAGGAGCUCAGAAUGGAGAGGGACAGCCUCAGGAAGGAGGUGGAGGGGCUCAGGAGCGAGGGGCAGCCCCCGGACGCUGAGGAGGUGAACCCAGGGACCAACAAAGUUGUCGUGGAUCUGACAGACCCCAACCGCCCCCGAUUUACGAUGCAGGAACUGCGGGAUGUGCUGCAUGAGAGGAACAAGCUCAAAUCCCAGCUGCUGGUGGCUCAGGAAGAGCUCCAGUGCUAUAAAAGCACCUUAAAAAAGCUGGAUUUACAGUCAGAAGGCAUUGACUUGAAUCCAAACUCUGAAGAAACUGCCUGUGUGACUUUGGGCAGUGGGCUCAUCCCCCCGAAUAACAGCCAGAUGGCAAGAAGAGACCCUGAAGCCCUCAUCACCAGCACCACCAACUCCAAAGAAGGCAAACAGGAGAAAACGAUCAUCCGGAAGCUCUUCUCUUUCAGGUCGGGGAAGCGGACCUGAUCCUGCACGCUGUGGCCAGCACUGAAGAAUCAGAAAGCCUUUAUUGUGCCAUGUGUAGAUAAUUGGAUUUACUGAUUUAUUUUCCCCUAAAAAAACUUCGAGAAGGAAAUAUACCACGUUGUUUUUCCCUCUGCUUAAUUUCCCCUUGGCUCUCGGAUGAGAGAGACUAGUGGGAAGCAACAACACUGAGUUUCGAGCCAGAGGAUGUGGGUUCCAAUUUUAUUUCGGUGACUAUGAGCAAGGCAGUUCCCUUCCUGGACCUCAGUUUCUCGCUAAGUGGUUCCUUUCCACUGGAAAGUUCUAAUAGCUCAUCUCUCACCAGUCUCGGGAAGCUCCACACCCAGAAGAGCAGGUCAGAACAAUUAAAAUUGUCCCAUGAAUCCAUGGGCAUGAGAAGGCAGCUUAGAAUCAUGAAAGGAAUUAGCUCUGCAAUUGGAGGACCUGGAUUCAGAUCCUACCUUGUGAGCUCAGAGGAGCCCACCCUCUUGAUGUUACCACUUGCUUAAACGUGGUAGGCCACUUCCUUUGUUUCCUUACCUGUACUCCAUGCCCCCUACAUCCCCUUUCCAGAGCUGUGCUGCUGAUAGAUUUUGGGGUGCUCUAACCCAGUCUUCAAGGGUUCCACUGGGGGAUAGAUACUGGCCCAAUGACACCGCCCUAGAAUUGAUCACUUUUAAUAUAGAAGCAAAUUAAAAUCAGAUUCUUAUUAAACCUGUAAAAGAGCAAGGCCUGUGUGAGGCAUUAGAAAACUAAAGAAAAAUAAUGGCCAUGUCCUUCAGGUGCCUGCAGUGAAAAUUGUCAGAUAAAAGAAAGAGGAAAAAGGUCAAAUGUAAAGUCUAAAUGUUUUCCCAUGAAUGUCACUGGUUGUUACCUCACAGGAACCACAGAAGGCAUCUUGUCUAACCCACUAAUUUUUACAGAUGAGGAAAUUUAAACCCCAAAUUUUGAACGGAUUCCCCCAAAGUUACACAGGUAGUGUGUGUUAAAGGAAGGAUUUGAACCCAGCACCUUGGACUUGAGAAUCUGUGUUCUUUUCCUCUUCACCACCAUAGUAUUGACUGUUCUUUCUUUGUAAGGUUUUAUACUGAGAUAAAUAAAAUGAUUUUUCUACCUUCGGUAAUUCA